UUCAAUAUGCGGAUACGAUGAAUAGUUCAGUGCACGAUAGCAAUAGCAUAUGCAUAGUAUAGCCAUGACAAUUAGUAAGGAAGGAAUAUUGUCUUAUUGUGCGGCAGCUGUGGCCUUCCGAUUGGUCAGCUCAGCUUUUAACUUCUAUUACGUCAAAGUGUUUCUCAACAUUUAUCAUAUCGAAGAAUAUUGGUUUCAGAUCGCUCAAGUGUCAUAUCUAAUUUGGAAUGCAAUAAACGACCCAUUGUUUGCCUAUAUACAAGACGGUACAAAUCUGAAAUUUACCAAAACCAGACGAGAAAGUAUUCUUUAUUGUGGGCCAUUAUUUGCGCUUUCUUUUCUGGUACCAUGGAUUCCAUGGGGAGAAAGCAAUAUGAUUGUGGGGCUGCAUUUGAUUGUCUCCCUCUUUCUUUGGGAUACUAUGUUUACCUUCAUGGGUCUUGCUAUGUGCGCACUAUUUACCGAGUUAUCACAGGAACCGGAUGAUCGAAUAGCUCUCACUCGUUAUGCACAAAUCGCAAGCAUUAUUGGGAGUCCUAGUAUAAUGUUACUGGAAUUCACAUCAGAUAAUUUACAUUAUUUCAGAGCUUUUCAAAUGACAACUGUUCUCAUUGCUGUUUGCUCUUGGUUGCUUUUCUUGUAUUCUGGACUUCAUGCUCAUACAAAGUAUGAUAUGAAGAAAAUGAAAAGUGAUGAUGCAGACAUUUCUCAUGAGAAAAAUAUGAAUGAAUCUUUUUGGAAACAGGCUUGUCAGAUUUUAUCAGACCGAAAUUUUAUAGCGUUUGUAAUAACUAACUUUUUUCAUGGAUUACACAAGGCAUUUCUAUCAAGCUUUAUGGUAAUAGUAUGUGACCAACUUAUAUCUGAUGAAGUUAUUUCUGCAAGUAUUCGGAAGACUUUCUACGGUGCAAUAGGAAUAAUUUCAACAAUAAUUGUGAUUAUUGGAGCACCAUUACUUCGGAAAUAUUCCUACUUCAAAGUGAUAAGAUAUAGUUAUGUUUAUACUGUGUUGGCAGGGUUGGUUAUGUUUUGCAUAGGCCAAAAUCAUCCAUGGUGUUUGAUGCUGUUCCUUCUAAUGGAUAGCUGUGCUUCUGGUGCUACUUUUGGACUUUUCAAUUUGCCACUAGCAGACAUAGCUGAUGAAAACAAAAGAAAGUAUAGGAGAAAACAUCCUAUAUCAUCCAUGGUAUUUGGCACCAAUGCAUUGAUAACCAAGCCAGCUUUCUCAUUGUCACCAAUGUUUGCGGUUUCAAUAUUAAAUUUGUAUGGAUAUAACGAACUUAAAGUUAAGACAAAUGUAGCUACACCAGAACUUAAACAAGUUAUGUUUACAUUAAUAUGUUGGUACCCAAUCAUUGUUGGUAUUAUCCAGUUUACUUCAUGGUCAUUUUACCGUGUUAGAUCCAACACAUACCAAGUUAGUCAACUGUAAAGUUGUGUUCAUUAUCUGAAAUUGUAGGUGUGGUCAGAUAAAGUUUUAUUUGUAUCAAAUAGGAAGUGUGUGCACUUAGACAAUAAAUGCAAUAUUGUUAUCAAACAGACUUGUUCUUUGUAAAAGGUUUGUAGAUGUAUAUUAUAGAUUUUCUUUUUAUUAAUAAAAUAGAUCAAGACAUGUU
This is a messenger RNA of Mytilus californianus (California mussel), 1616 nucleotides long. Its product is annotated as transmembrane protein 180-like. NCBI's taxonomy places the organism in Eukaryota, Metazoa, Mollusca, Bivalvia, Mytilida, Mytilidae. Bases 50 to 1432 code for a protein of 460 amino acids. The transcript is spliced from 4 exons. The record is from RefSeq and is a predicted model, not a curated record.